Molecule: messenger RNA, 813 nt
Organism: Chaetomium strumarium
Lineage: Eukaryota; Fungi; Ascomycota; Sordariomycetes; Sordariales; Chaetomiaceae
Product: flavoprotein-domain-containing protein
Exons: 10
Coding region: 1-813 (270 amino acids)
Biological process (GO): coenzyme A biosynthetic process
Cellular component (GO): phosphopantothenoylcysteine decarboxylase complex
Molecular function (GO): FMN binding; phosphopantothenoylcysteine decarboxylase activity
Source: RefSeq, a predicted model, not a curated record
AUGUUGCAUCCUAUCAGUUCAGAACACGACACACACUACGAGCACAGCCAGUCGAACUCUAUCGAGGCUCUAGUCGCAGCGCGCAACGAUGGGAAAAAGCAUCUGCUCCUAGCGUACGCUCCUGAUUUCCGCAUAGUGCACCUGCCUGAUACCAGGAAGCUUUUCCCCGUCAUCGUCGAGGCUCUGGCCAAGUAUGAGGGCACCCUCUCGAUCCGCAUCAUCCUGACUGAGUCGGCUACCCACUUCCUCGGCGGGCAGAGUGCUGAGCAACCUACUGUCUCCUCUCUGCUGCAUCUGCCCAACGUCGAGGCUGUGUACCGGGACCAUGACGAAUGGGGACCUCAGCCAUGGCGCCGUGGGGCGAGCAUCUUGCAUAUUGAAUUGCGGAGGUGGGCUGAUUUGCUGGUGGUCGCUCCACUUAGCGCAAAUACACUGGCCAAGGUGGUUAACGGCAUGUCUGACAACCUCUUGACGUCCGUAAUCCGCGCCUGGGACACAGAUGCCAGUAUCGACAUGAAGAAGAAGAUCAUCAUCGUCGCGCCCGCGAUGAACUCGGCCAUGUGGAGAAACCCAAUCACAGAGAAGCAGAUCCGCGUGCUCACAGACGAAUGGGGCGUCAAGGAGGAAGAGCACGCCGCGGGGCGGGUGCGGUCCAUCACGGGGUGGUUCCAGAUUAUCAUGCCCGUUAGCAAAACGCUUGCAUGCGGUGACACAGGAGGUGCCAUGGCGGCAGUGCCCGAUAUCUGUGCGGCUAUCGAGCAGAAAUUGAAUCUGACUGCGGCGGGUGAGCCAGGUCCUACUCAUACAGGAUGA